This is a messenger RNA of Artibeus jamaicensis (Jamaican fruit-eating bat), 2433 nucleotides long. It is a transcript of the gene NEURL3, whose product is annotated as neuralized E3 ubiquitin protein ligase 3. The record is from RefSeq and is a predicted model, not a curated record. NCBI's taxonomy places the organism in Eukaryota, Metazoa, Chordata, Mammalia, Chiroptera, Phyllostomidae. The coding region runs from base 771 to 1700 and encodes 309 amino acids. The transcript has 4 exons.
GAUGGGCCCUGGUGGGCCACGCAGUCCCUCAGGCACUCUGGAGCCCUUGGCCUCCCUCCCAGAAGCACCUCGCAGGGGCCACACUCAGGCCAUCACGAAGGGCUGUGAGACUGUUCGUUUGGAAAGCCUGGGCAUGCAGCUGACCCGAGGGUGCUCCAGGCCCCUGGCUGCCUGUGACCUGUGCGGCUGGGUGUCCUCUCAGCCUCUCUCCUCUGACGUGGAGAGCACAUCGUCCCCACGGGCUGCUGGGAAGCUCUGAGGCUGGGAUGGGCAAGCUUUGCAGACUGUCACCUUCCUGUCCAGGACGAAGCCUGCUUUCCCAGGGUCCCCAGGCCCGCCCCGCCCCUCCCAUCCUGCGAGGAACUCAUGCAACCACCAAGGCCAUUCCUGGGAGUUCCUCCUCCUCCCUGCUCUGCCUGCCAGUCGGCCAGCUCCCUGGCUCCUCUCCUUCUCCUUCCUUCUCCCCCUACUCACCUCCUGCCCCCAGAGUCAGUUCUGCCUGAGCCAGCCUCUGUCCAGGCAGCUGAACAGGGAAUGGGGUGGAAACUCCAUCCACUGCCCCUCCCCGAGGGAGGGGGCCAGCUUCCAGCCAGGACAGGCUCAUCUUUGCAGGGCACCCUCUCAGCCCGAGGAGCUGAGUAUGAGGGGUCCUCUGUUUUACCAACCCAAGGUGGGGUCCCUUUUCUUGUAGGGGCUGAGGCAAUCCCUCUUUGCCUCUGCCCUGUGGAGCUGGAGGCUGUGUGCCCACUGUCUGCGGAGCGGUGGCAGCAAUGAACAUCAUGUGGGGACGGCUUGCGUGCCUCUCAUCACCCUCACCCAGCCCAUGCCAGGGCUUCUCUCCAGCCCCUACUUCAGAAAUGGACGAUACCGAGGAGCCCCUGGAGAUCCUUCGCUUCCACCCGGAGGCCAAGGGCGCACAGGUGAUCCUGGACGCAAAGCGGAUCACUGCCUACCGACUUGCCACUUUCCACGACGGCAUCGUGUUCAGCCAGCGGCCCGUGCAGCCCGGGGAGCGCGUGGCACUACGCGUGCUGGGGCACGAGAGCGGCUGGCACGGUGGCCUUCGCGUGGGCUUCACACGUCUGAACCCUGCGCAUGUGCCAGCGCCCAGCCUGCCUCCCUUCGUGUGUCCUGACCUGGAGCAGCAGAGCCCGACGUGGGCAGCGUUGCUGCCGGAUGGCUGCGCACUGGCCGGGGACAUUGUUAGCUUCUGGGUGAGCCGCCACGGACGGCUGUGCGCUCAGGUCAACAGGGGCCGGAGGCUCCUGCUGCGCAGGAGAGUGCCCGUGGGCGCCCCGCUCUGGGCUGUGAUGGACGUGUACGGGACCACCAAGGCCAUCGAGCUGCUGAGCGAGGCCAUUUGUCCGGACCAGGCACCGCCCCUGGGGGGAGGCGGACGCUCAGGAGAUCAAGCGGCCAGUGCCUUGCCCACAGCCUCGCCCUGGGCCCUCCGUGAGGAGACCCCCUCUGACUCUGAAGCCACGGCAGGAGAAGAGUGUGCCAUCUGCCUCCACUGUGCUGCCGACACCUGCCUUGUCCCCUGUGGCCACACACACUUCUGCAGCUGCUGCGCCUGGCGGGUCUUCAGGGACACAGCCAAGUGCCCUGUGUGUCGUUGUGAGGUGGAGGGGGUAGUCUCAGCAUGGGGCCCUCCUGCUCUGAGGACUGGGGAAGGCCUUCCCGUGUCAGUGGCAAAGUAGGCCUAGCUCCAAGCCAGUCCCUGCAGGGGAAGAAGGGGCAGUCCACCCGCUUUCUGUAGAAAAGUCAGAAAGCCUGGUUGGUAAUGAGCGGAGCAUAGAGAAGGAGUAGAGGAUGAUGGCUCCUCCCCUUACCCAACAGGUUGGGGCCAGUGGAGGAGCUCUUCUUCCCGCCCACACCAGAAUUAUCUCUCUGAUGGUGGCCUGGCUGUAGACAGUGGCUCAGCAAUGGCCAGCAGGCUUGAGUUUCCUCUGCUUAGCUCCAGCUUUCUCAUGCCCAGGGCUGUCAAGGCUUUUGCUGGCCACUUGGCACAGCCAUCACUGACCUAGCAAUCCUUGGCACCCAUAAGUACCGAGGUUCAUGGGACUCCAAGAACCCACAUGUGUCGAUGAGGAGGAUCUGAGAUGGGUGACUUGACCCCUGGUUUUAUAGCUGAGGAAGUUAAGGUACCUACAUUUGCCUGUGGCAGCCCUGCCCAUUUGGGGAUUGAGGAGCUGGAUCAGACACAGGGAGGCAUCUGUGUGGAGUGUCUACAGUCCCAGGUGAGAGCUGGUUCACUGCCGACAAGUCCUCAGUAAAGUGAGUCAGGAGUUACCCACCUUGCAGUGUGGUUGUGAGGAUGCAGUGAAAUCACGCAUCUGAAGAUGAUUUAGCAUAUGAAAGGGCACUGUUGUCAUUGUGCUUAUUCCCUUACCAAUUUCUGAUCUAUCAAAAUAAAGCUUCCCUUUUUUUAUG